AGUGUGAGUGUCCCUACAUUUUAUAAUCUUCAAUCUCACUCUGUUUUCCCAUUACCCAUUUCCUAUGCAUGUGCAAUACCUCAUCAUUUCCUGCUGGCUCACUCUCCUCUCUAUCUUUCCCUAGAAAACACUCUGCAAUCUUGCAGAUCUGUUCAUGUUCAUGUUCCAAAACAUGAACUGAACACUCAUUCUCCUUAAUUUCCGUCCAUUCUUCCCAUCUCUCUGUGUCUGGUUUUUGCAGUAUGGAUCCUCUCACCCAUCUUGAAUACGCUCUGUUUCAACUUACCCCAACCAGAACAAGAUGUGAUCUUUUAAUCUUCUCUGGACACAACAAAGAGAAAUUAGCAUCUGGAUUGGUUGAACCUUUUGUGUCUCAUUUGAAGUUCUUUAAAGAUCAAAUUUCAAAAGGAGGGUAUUCAAUCACUCUUCGCCCUCCCACCACUAGCUCUUUCUGGUUCACCAAAUUGACAUUGCAGAGGCUUGUGCGCUUCAUAAACUCCCCUGAAGUUCUUGAGAGGUUUAUAAGAAUAGAAAGAGAGAUUUUACAGAUCGAGAAUUCUGUUCAUAGCAACGAUGGUGAAGAACAUGCAGGCGAAGGAGGAAGCUUAUCAUCUGAUGGAAGCACCAAGAAGUCUACUGAUCCCUCCAAGCUCAAAGCUGGAGAAGCCGGUGACGAUGUACAAGAAGAAAGUUCCAAGAUUCAACUUCAACGAUUAUUGGAGACACGAAAAGCAAUGCUUCGGAAAGAACAAGCAAUGGCUUAUGCACGUGCACUCGUUGCAGGAUUUGAAACCGAAAACAUGAAUGAUCUCAUUUUGUUUGCCGAUAGUUUUGGAGCCUCACGAUUAAGGGAAGCGUGCAUAGAAUUCAUAGAGUUAUGCAAGAAGAAGCAUAAUGAUGGUCUAUGGAUGGAUGAAUUAGCAGCAAUGGCAGCAUAUCCUCCUUCAGAAUUAGCUUACACUGGUACCUCUGGAAUCUUGAUUGCCACUGAAAGUAAUGCUUCAGCUCUAAUGAAUGAUCUCAACUCCGAGCAGAAUAAUCCAGAAGAUAACACAGAUCAGGCACCAUCUACUCCUGCAAAUGUCACGAUGCAGCAUCCAUGGCCAAACCAGAUUCCUCAAUAUAUGUACAAUUUUCAGGGCCCACAAGGCCCACGAUACCCAUAUCCAUACCCUGGUAUGCCUCCGUAUUAUCCCCCUCAUAUGAGUUGGCCCACAAAUGAUGAUUCCGGCCAUGGGCGCCACCACAGAUCAUCUUCUAAAAAGAAGUCAAAGCCUCGAUUAUCGGAAUCAUCUGAGGAAGAAGAAGAUGAUAGCAACGGAGACGGUGAUUCCGAUUCCGUAAGCGAUUCCGGUACUGUAUCGAAGCAUGAAAAGUCGACUAAAAAGAACAAGAAGAAGUCUUCGAAAACGGUAGUUAUUCGGAACAUUAAUUAUAUUACUUCCAACAGAAAGAAUUCCGAUGGCGGCAGUGAUAAUUCUGAUGAAGAUGAAGUCGAUGGUGUUCUUGAGUCUUUGGUGAAACAUCAUAGCAAAUCAUCUAAAUCGCAUGAAAAGAAGAAAAAAGGCGCGGAUUCGGAUACUGAAUCGGGAAAACGAAAUGAAAACUGGGAUGCGUUUCAAAAUCUGCUCUUGAAAGAUGAUGAUGUUCAAGAUGAACAUUUCACAAUCAAAAACGAUAUGGACAUGGGAUCCGAAAAUUAUGUGAAGAAUCAACCGAAAACCGGGAUUAACAACGAUUCGUUUGUGGUUCCUGAAAGAACCGGAGUCAACGAAUCAAGAAAAGUCAACCCUCAAGAUUUUGAAAACGGUGUUCGGAUGAGGGGGCGUGAUUCUUCGGAUGGCGAUAUGGUAAUUUCACAAAGAUACGGAGAAUCAACAGACGGAAAUACUGGUUUCCGGGAUCUUGGAUCUGAAUCUUCAAUGAUCAGAAACAAACGGGAAGAAGAUUGGUUUGUUGUCAAGAACUCCGAGGGUACAAUGGUAAAUUCGACAUUCAACGACGACUUUGGUUCAAUGAAAAAUGCUUUUUCAUUGGAAACAACCAAAAAGAUUGUACCGAUCGAUGAUUCUUUCAUGGUACAACCGCAAACGACGGCUCCAUACGAAUCACAAUGGCGGUCAACCGAUGUUAGCAUGGUGGAGGGGGUGGCUAAGCCCGAUGCAACCGACGGUCAGGUGAAGAGCGGGUUCUAUGAGCCGGAUGAGCUUUAUCUGAUGGUGUCACGUGAUUCCGGGGUCGAGCCACCUGUCAGGUCUUCGUGGACCCCGGAAUUGGACUAUGGGGCCGAGGUUCAGUUCACUAAGUCUGAACCAAAGCCGGCCCCAGUUGAGACUAAAGAUCAAGUUGAAGAGCCAACUCCGGUCAAACCCAAAACGAAAAAGGUGGUAAAGCCCAAACCUUUGUCAAGGUCUCUCCCGGGUGACAAGAGGUUACCCUUUGUGAGUCGACCGGUUGUUCAUAAGAGCAAAAGAGAACAGGAAGAUGAGAUUCGAAAGAAAAUGGAAGAGAUCGCAAUUGAACGACAAAAGAGAAUUGCUGAAAGAACUGCAGCAGCAGCUGGUUCUGGUUCUACUAAUAAAACUAAAACGGGAGCUACAAAAUCAAGUCAACCUAAGAAAACCAAUUCGAAGGUAGCAGGCAUGUGAAAAUGCUCGUAAAAAGUUUUAAGUAAAGGAGAUUUAUUGGCAUUAAGACGGUUUUAUCAUGGAGUUUUUAUUUUGUGUUAUCGUGUUUUCACUUAGUAGUGGUGAGUUGGUGUACUAUCGUUUAUAUAUGUGGAAGGGGAGUCUGUUAUAUACAGUGCUGAUAUGGUGAUACGAGUACUUUUCUGGUUUUCGGAAUAUUUUUUUUGUAUGUAUAAUGUAUAUUUAUAUUAAUUUGUAAUAAAUACAUAAAUUGGUGCUUGUGGCACAUUAUUAUUUA
This is a messenger RNA of Lactuca sativa (garden lettuce), 2925 nucleotides long. RefSeq names its product disease resistance protein (TIR class). Gene Ontology annotation, biological process: response to light stimulus; positive regulation of DNA-templated transcription. Lineage: Eukaryota; Viridiplantae; Streptophyta; Magnoliopsida; Asterales; Asteraceae. The record is from RefSeq and is a predicted model, not a curated record.